Entamoeba dispar SAW760 is the source of this 376-nucleotide messenger RNA. RefSeq lists its product as uncharacterized. Gene Ontology annotation, molecular function: thioredoxin peroxidase activity. The annotation marks the transcript as partial. The transcript has a single exon. Gene Ontology annotation, cellular component: cytosol. The record is from RefSeq and is a predicted model, not a curated record. Lineage: Eukaryota; Evosea; Mastigamoebida; Endamoebidae. Gene Ontology annotation, biological process: cellular response to stress; response to oxidative stress; hydrogen peroxide catabolic process.
AUGUCCUGUAAUCAACAAAAAGAAUGUUGUAAGAAAGAAUGUCAAGAGAAAGAAUGUUGUAAAGAGUAUUGUAAGAAAGAAUGUUGUUGUCCAAGAAUUAAAGCAUUUAAGAAAUUUAUGAACACAUUUGAAAAAGCACAAAUUGGAAAAGAAGCACCAGAAUUUAAAGCACAAGCAUAUUGUCCAUGUGGUUCAAUCAAAGAAAUUGAUAUUAAUGAAUAUAAAGGGAAAUAUGUUGUGUUAUUAUUUUAUCCAUUGGAUUGGACAUUUGUUUGUCCAACAGAAAUGAUUGGAUAUAGUGAAGUUGCAGGACAAUUGAAAGAAAUCAAUUGUGAAGUUAUUGGAGUGAGUGUUGAUUCAGUUUAUGUCAUCAAGC